Molecule: messenger RNA, 507 nt
Organism: Nyctereutes procyonoides (raccoon dog)
Lineage: Eukaryota; Metazoa; Chordata; Mammalia; Carnivora; Canidae
Gene: HAMP
Product: hepcidin antimicrobial peptide
Exons: 3
Coding region: 128-385 (85 amino acids)
Biological process (GO): intracellular iron ion homeostasis
Cellular component (GO): extracellular region
Source: RefSeq, a predicted model, not a curated record
GGACAAAGGGGAGGGGGCUCAGCACCCCCGCCUUCCCCAGAAGGACCCAUAAAAGCAACCGAAUCGGGGCCCCAGGCACCACAGCAAGUCUGAAACCUGACAGCAGGACAGCCAGACGGACAGCACGAUGGCCCUGAGCACGCGGAUCCAGGCUGCCUGCCUCCUGCUCCUCCUCCUGGCCAGCGUGGCCAGUGGCUCAGUCCUUCUACACCAGACAGGACAGCUCACAGACCUCCAAGCCCAGGACACAGCUGGAGCCGAGGCGGGCCUGCCGCCCACGUUCCAGCUCCGGAGGCUGAGGAGGCGAGACACCCACUUCCCCAUCUGCAUAUUCUGCUGCGGCUGCUGUAAAACACCGAAGUGUGGGUUCUGCUGCAGGACGUAGAGCGCCCCGGCCGCCCCCCUCCCCGGUGCCCCCUCCACUCCGUAUUUAUUCCUGCCUCGCCCUCCACCCCUCGGUGACCAGACUUGGAAUAAAAUGGCUGGUUCUGUCUGCUGUUUUCCAUA